CUGCAGGUUUUUUUUAGACGUGCCCAUCCCUGGUGUGCAUUUUGCAUUUUGCACUUUCAGCCUGUGACAGUUUGUUGUUCUUGUCUGGUCUUGUUUUUCCCUCUUUGCGUUGUUCAUCUGAGCAUCAUUAUUAAAACAAGCACUUUUCUAGCGUUCGCGGUGCUGCAGCUGCUAAAGCUCACUUGGGUUCUCUGUUUCAGGUUCUUGGCUGAGAAUAAAAGCAAAAAACAAGCAGCCGAGAAGGAGAACGGUCGAGAAAAGGAGCAGAUGGCUGCAGAAAGAGAAGCCGAGAAAAGCAGCAAGUCCGGAGAACUCUUCAGCAUCUCGUCGGCCUCCUUCGGUGACUCCAAGGAAGACAAGACGCUGCCGUUCUUUGACGACGGAGAAGAGGAGUUCCUCCAGUCCCACGGGCUGAAGGAGAGGGACAUGGACGAGGACGGCGAGGUCAAACCCACCCUCACAGCUCGGGACAUUUUCGGUAAAUGGGGGGACGAGCCCAGUUAUUCGACGUCCUACCCGUCUGUCAAGGAGAAAAGCAGGAGGGAGGCUGAAGAGGCGGAGCACAUUGACCACAUGGAGGAGGAGAUGUACCGAAGCCGCAAACACAGCUCCAAGAAGGAGGAGAAGUCCAAGAAGAAGGAGAAGAAAGAGAAGGAGAAGUCCAGGAGGAGUCUGACUCCUCCCACGACCUCCAGGGAGAAAGACCGGCCGCUGUUUCCUGGAGCUUUUCCUCCUCGAGAGCAGUCACCUGUUCGACACCUGUCAGCCUCCAGGGAGGACUUUGAGCUCAAAAUCGGUUCUUUAGAUGAAAUGCCCGGCUCCUCUCUGUCUAAAGAGCGCAUCAUGCCCAGAGAUCUGCUGAAUCCGUCUAAGAAAGAUCCAGAGUUUCGCUCCAUUUUCCAGAACAUUCAGUCAGCGCAGCUCCGCCGCAGCCCGUCAGAGCUGUUCGCUCAGCACAUAGUCUCGAUCGUGCACUACAUCAAAGCCCAACACUUCCACUCCUCAGACAUGACUUUAAGUGAGCGGUUUGCCAUGUACCAAAGAAAAGCUGCAGAGGUAGAAAUGAUGAAGGCAAGGAAGAGCCCAGAAAUCCACAGGAGAAUCGAUGUUUCCCCCAGUGCCUUUAAGAGGCACUCUCACCUGUUUGAGGAUAUGGAGGAGACGAGCUACAAGGAUCCAAGUAAAAAGUUCAAAGGCGAUGUGAUGGACCUUCGCCUGGAUAUUGAAAGACGUAAGAGGUUUGCUGGGAAGGAGCGUGACUGCAAGCGAGAAGGAGGCAGGAGCCCUGGAGGCUCCCGAGGACCGAGCAGAGAGAGGUCCUCUGAGAAAUCUGGGAAACACCACAAGAAAUCCAAGAAGGGUAAGAAGAAGCGUGAUCGCUCUCCGUCCUCCUCCUCCUCCUCCUCCUCCCCCUCCCCCUACCCGCCCCCCUUCAGGGGAAAGGAGUACCUGGGUGAGGGGAUGGAGCACUCGGAGGAGGGCUACAGCCACCCUCGCUACCCACCCCGGGACUACAGCGGCCCCGGAGACAGGGGCCCCCGAGAGUACGAGGGCCACAACGCUGAGCGAGGACGAGGACGAGGAUUUUUCCCCAGAGUCCGAGGCCGAGGCUGGAACAGAGGAAACUAUCCGGGAAACAACAGCAACGGAAACCCUGCCAAUAUGAAUCCUCCGGUGCGCCCCCCGGAGGAGGAGUGGGACCCUGAGUACACUCCCAAGAGCAGGAAGUACUACCUGCACGACGAUCGAGACGGAGAGAAGACCUGGGUGGAUAACCGAGGUCGAGGCCGAGGCUCCUUCCCGACUCGCCGCGGACGGUUUGUUUACCGGAAAGGCGGCGGCAGCAGCCCGAAGUGGACUCACGACAUGUUCCAGGGAGGAGAGGAGGGAGAGCUGGGCGACGACGGCAUCGAGGUCGACCACAAGGACGUGAAGGGCGCCGGAGACUCCUCCAAGCAGUGAGGCUCCGCCGCCAUGUCGAGUCCAGGAAGGCGUAUGUUUGUGUUUCUCCUCCUCAUCUCAUCGUUCAACGGUUUCAAUGUUCAGUGGAGACAAGGAGGACUCUGAAGAGCAGCACAGUUACUGUGAGAGGUUUUCUUUGUUUUGUUUUGUGUCUUUGUGGGAGAAAUUAGCGAGAACAAUUGAAAGGUUGAUUUUCUAUGACAAAAUAAGAAAAGCAUUUGUGCCUUAGAAAAUAAUAAUAAUAAUCCUACAGUGGUGUGUGUUUCGUGACGUGUGUGAAGGUGCCGCCUCGGACGCUGGAGGUGUGUCGCUGUGGAGGAACCGUUAGUUCUAUGUGUUGGUUUGGAGCUCUGAUAAAUCUUUGAUGUUACUGCAUGACACGUUUGAUUCGUACUCGCUCCACGGGACCAAUCAGCAGCCGGCGUUAAACCAUCGGACACGUUCGUCACUUCAGUCACCUGAGCGCUCUCCUCACCUGUGUGUCGUUAGGACGUGGACAUGUUUGUGUGCUGCCGUAUAUUCUCAUCGGUUUGUGGGUGUUUUCAGUUAAAAAAAACAAACAAACAAACGUGUAGUUGAUUUUAAAAAAUUGGCACCAAAACCCUCUGAUGUGCUUCAGACGGAUCAACGCGUAGGUCUCCUGCCUCAUAUCAACUUCUGUAACGUUUGUUUAGGUUUUUAACAAAAAAAAAAAAAGAAUAGUGAUUACAGAGAGCUCAUAUCUGUAUAGACUUCUAGGAUCUAAAUUAUUGUAAUCCUGCAGUUUUAAUUCAGUCAGAACCCGGACACGCAAAAGAAAAGAGAAACCUGAACAUUUGCUAAACACAUUUUGUCAAAGGCAAAAGAUGAAAGUGUAUAUUUUUAAGAGGAGUCGACACGAACUGGCAGAAGUGGUGGAGUCGGCUCUGCGCUGCUUCGUCCCACCUCGACUGUACAUACUGCAUGUACUCUACAGGACUGUAGGAUGUGUUCUGUUUGUUUAAUCUGAAGCUGAAAACUUUUUUACUGUUCUCAAGAGCUUUGAAGUACCUGUCUUUUAAUUUUCAAUAAAUUUUUCUUUGAUUCAGGGCA
This is a messenger RNA of Stegastes partitus (bicolor damselfish), 3033 nucleotides long. Its product is annotated as thyroid hormone receptor-associated protein 3. Gene Ontology annotation, biological process: mRNA processing; positive regulation of transcription by RNA polymerase II. Gene Ontology annotation, molecular function: mRNA binding; transcription coregulator activity; DNA binding. The annotation marks the transcript as partial. The record is from RefSeq and is a predicted model, not a curated record. NCBI's taxonomy places the organism in Eukaryota, Metazoa, Chordata, Actinopteri, Pomacentridae. Gene Ontology annotation, cellular component: mediator complex; exon-exon junction complex. The transcript has 8 exons.